Molecule: messenger RNA, 1221 nt
Organism: Cavenderia fasciculata
Lineage: Eukaryota; Evosea; Eumycetozoa; Acytosteliales; Cavenderiaceae
Exons: 2
Coding region: 1-1221 (406 amino acids)
Source: RefSeq, a predicted model, not a curated record
AUGUCAUCAUUUUUAUCAACAACAGCAAUCUCUCCAAGACCAACAGAUAGAAAGAGUACAGGCCAACAACAACAAGACCCAUUUGACUCUAGAAUCGAAUCAUUUCUAAUGUAUAAACAAAUUCUUUGUGCACUUUUCCUGCAACCAAAUGCAAUUCCUGUUCAUCUAUCCGAACCAUUUAAUAUCAAUGUAGAAUAUAUCCGUCUAUCUUCUAAUUUCAACGAAUUGGAAUUAUUAGAUAAAAAUCAUGUAACACUCGAGAAAAUUAAAAUAUCAUCAAUACAAAAUGUUGAAAUUGUAAAUAAUAGUAAUAGUAAUAGUAAUCUAAGUUUGAGUGGUAGUCAUGGAUCGUUAGGGUCAUCAGUUGGUAGUUUGACACCACCAUCUUCACCACUACUCGCUAGAAGUACAUCGUCUAAUGGACUUGGACUUGGACUUGUAUCGGGAUCAUCAUCACCGUCAUCCAAUUCUUCCAAAGCGGCUGCUUUACUUGGACUGGAUGGCCCUGCACCACAGUCAUCACUACCACACCAGGCACCACCGGGCAACAGCAAGGCUGCUCAAUUAUUGGGUCUUGAUUCAGACUCGUCUUCGGGUAGUGGCCCACAAACACCACAACCCAACAAAAAGAAUAGUUUGCUUGGAUCGUCCAUGUCUAAUUCACCAAAGUUUGGUCUACUUGCACGUUCAGCCAGUAAUAAUCUAUUAAGAGAUAAUUCUAGAGAGGAUAAGUCUAGUAGUCCAACUUCAAUACCAACAUCACCACUUGCAAUGAGUAUGGGUGGUGGUGGUAGUGCACCCAUCUCCAUGUCACCAUCUACUUCAUCACCACUCUCUUUGUCACUUGGGUCUUCGGCUGGUGGUAGUGGAGGUGGAUCACUUUCAUCUUCACCUGCAGGUAGUUCAUUUAGCCUUGGUGGUAUGAAUUCAUCGACUCAUUAUUCUUUUACCUUUUCCAUCACUACCAAAGAAACCAACUUUUCUUUAAAUGCUCGUGAAAAGGAGGAUUCUCAAGCACUUGUAGACGGUAUUAAAUUGUUGGCUUUAGGUCGUCCCCAUCUAGAGUCAUCCCAAAUCACCCUUGACUCACUUGCCGAUGCAUUAGAUACUGCCUAUAAAUGUCGGUUGCCAACCGUCCCACCAUUGCCAUCCUCUCCUCCACCUCCACCACCACAUUUACAAAUGCAAUCUAAACCUACUGCCACUGCAACAGUAGUCUAG